CUUUGGGGAAACAGGAAAUGUCAUCGACAAAAGUGAAAGUUGUGAGCGCCACCAGGUUAUUAAACUUCGGAGAGCUGGCCACAUGACGUCUUCUACCAUGAUGCGGCACACAGAUGGUGUUAAAGAUCCCAAACCUUUACUGAGUGUUGUUAAAAGGAAAGGCCAUGUAACACACUGGAAGUGACCUGCCAAAGCGCGACUGGUAGACAAGGGGCCAAAGAUGCAGGGGGCCAUCGCACGUGUGUGCGUGGUCGUCGCCGCCGCCAUCUUGAACCACCCCUUGCUGUUUCCCCAAGAGAACGCCACCUCCGCGGUGGAGCAGGACGCGGAGCUGAUGGCGCGCAUGCGGGAGCACGAGGAGAGGCUGGCGAGGGAACGGGCCAAGAUGGAGGAGGCUCUCUCGCAGCCGGAGGACGGCGCCUGGGAGGAGGCGUACAGCUGGUACGUAUGGAGCGCCGUGUCCUUCGCCGUCUUCCUCGCCGUCGAGAUGUGCAGGGCGGACUCGGCCGACCCGUACGGCGGGGGUGUGGACGACGAGCUGCCUGAGAGUGGAUGCGUGGACGCCACCUCCAUGGUGCUCGAUAAAGACGUCCUCGCCAACUUCUGUGACAAAUGCACGUACGGCCACGCCCACGACACCGGCCGGGCCAGGGAGUUUGCGGAGGGUUUGGUGGACGACCUCCUGGAGUCUCUGAGGAGCGUCUGCGACCGGGAGGCCGACAUGGAAGUGGAGGACUUUGUCGGGGUGGGGAGCAUGUUCGAGUCCUGGCAGAUGUGCAAGCCCCCGGUGUGCGACUUCCUCGUGCCCUUCUCGCCCCCCGACCCGCUGGCCUUCCGGGUCAGCUUGUGGUGCGAGCCGUCCAGCGACGCGCCGCCCGACCGGCGGGGGUGCGGCACCAUCCAGGUGAGCCCCGAGGGCGGGUGCCUGUGCGGUUCCGCCAACAUGGGCGAGGACAUGCUGUGUCUGCUGCACGGCAACCAGCUGCACGCCUACGUGGACCCCGGAGGAAGCUCUCUCCUGGCCAAAGGUGGAGUCAUGACCUGGUUCCAGGUGGCCCUCACCAAAGCCUGGGGGCGCAUCUCCCACAAAUACGACUUUGAGGUCACCUUCCGCAGCCUGGACGCGGCGGGCGCCUUGAAGAUCCGUUUCCCUUCCGGAAAAGCCAUGAUGGUGAACAUCAUCCCCGCGGUCCAGCUGGCGGACACCGACGCCUACUUGGUCUCGCACUUCCCGUCGGACUGCGGCGGACUUCCAGACCCGUUCUGGCCUCUCUCGCUGGCCGUCUACGAGAGGAACCUCCUCAAACACCUGGCCAGGCGCCUCCCGCCGCCCUCCUGCCACCUGCACUGCCUGGAGGUGGUCACCUUCCUGCACAGGAAGCAGACGGCGCUGACGGGCGGGAACGCCUUGCUGGACUACCACUGGAAGACGGUGGUGUUGCACCUGCUGCUGCUCCACCCGGCGCCCGCCUGGGCCGCCCACAGGACGGAGUGCAGACUGAGGGACGUGCUGGGCUUCAUGCACAGGAGCCUCCGGGAGAAGAGACUCCAUCACGUCCUGAUCGGGAACCGCAGAGUUCCGGGAGAGCUGCGGCUCCCGGAGACGAUCCGCAGAGCGGAGCCUGUCAACCUGUUCCGGAGUUUGGUGCUGAGGAGGGACCAGUACGCCAAAACGGUGCGCCACCUCCAGGAGAUGAUGAGGAAUGCCGCCAUGUUGUUACAGGAGUACACGCCGCUCUUGUCUAAUGGCGGCUUUCAUUACUAGAAGUACUGUAUUUAUAUUUCAUUACUAGAAGUAUUUUAUUUAUGUAUCAUUACUAGAAGUAUUGUAUUUAUAUAUAAUACAUACAAUAACUAGAGGUAUUGUAUUUAUAUAUAAUACAUAUAGUUACUAGAAGUAUUUCAUUUAUAUAUAAUACAUAUAGUUACUACAAGUAUUGUAUUCAUAUAUAAUACAUAUAAUAACUAGAGGUAUUGUAUUUAUAUAUAAUACAUAUAAUAACUAGGGGUAUUGUAUUUAUAUAUAAUACAUAUAAUUACUAGAGGUAUUGUAUUUAUAUAUAAUACAUAUAGUUACUACAAGUAUUGUAUUCAUAUAUAAUACAUAUAAUAACUAGAGGUAUUGUAUUUAUAUAUAAUACAUAUAAUUACUAGAGGUAUUGUAUUUAUAUAUAAUACAUAUAGUUACUAGAAGUAUUGUAUUUAUCUAUAAUACAUAUAAUUACUAGAAGUAUUGUAUUUAUAUACAAUACAUAUAAUUACUAGAAGUAUUGUAUUUAUAUAUAAUACAUAUAGUUACUAGAAGUAUUGUAGUGCACUUGUUGAAUUGGUAGUGGACCAAAGAAGACUGUAAUGUCAUAUCGACAAUGAGAGAGUUUGUCUCUUUGUUACACAACUUUGUGGACAAAUUGUGCAACUCUUCUGCACUUGUGUGUGUUUGUUACUCUUAUUACUGCACUUGACACACACCUCUCUAACAGGGGUGUCCAAACCUUUCCCACGGAGGGCCACACACCCAAAAAUGAAAGAACUUUGAUACAUUUUGUACAUUAAAGACACCAAAACCCAA
This is a messenger RNA of Nerophis ophidion (straightnose pipefish), 2569 nucleotides long. It is a transcript of the gene itprip, whose product is annotated as inositol 1,4,5-trisphosphate receptor interacting protein. The transcript has 3 exons. Gene Ontology annotation, cellular component: membrane. The record is from RefSeq and is a predicted model, not a curated record. Lineage: Eukaryota; Metazoa; Chordata; Actinopteri; Syngnathiformes; Syngnathidae. Bases 221 to 1765 code for a protein of 514 amino acids.